This is a messenger RNA of Saprolegnia parasitica CBS 223.65, 930 nucleotides long. RefSeq lists its product as hypothetical. Bases 1 to 930 code for a protein of 309 amino acids. The transcript has 2 exons. The record is from RefSeq and is a predicted model, not a curated record. NCBI's taxonomy places the organism in Eukaryota, Oomycota, Saprolegniomycetes, Saprolegniales, Saprolegniaceae.
AUGAGCUACAUGGAGAAGCCCAGCACCGAGACGACUGCCGCCAAGGAGACGCCGGCGACCACCGAAGACUACGAGAUCGUCAACAUGCCAACGCCAGACGUGGCGCCAACGCCAGAGGGCCCAAUGGAACAUGACAUCUCGAUCGACGGCGUACAAGACGAGGCCACCGCGGAUAGCACACAGGAAGAAAACGUGAGCAAGCCCGAGGCAGCUCACGUCACUCACGAGAUAGCCCAGCCGGAGCUUCCAGCAACCCGCAUCCAGGCGUCUCCAAGUGCCGAAAUGACACCCGAGGCAACGACAGAGCUUGCCGCACAAGCGCCGGAGAGCCGACUCGACACGACGAGCUUGCACCGCGCGAUGAGGAACCCACAAACGAAGAACCACCCACCAACGUUAACGUCCAGAACCAGCGCCCCGUAUGCGUUCAAGCGUGUGCCCGUCGUGUCUCGGGAAGAACAGAAGCGCGCUAUGGCAGGCAAGUCCGCAGAGGUGACACCACCGACCUCUGAACCCGCCAUGCCAUUCAUCUUUAUGCAGUCGUUCCCGACGUCCCCUUCCCCGACGCACAAGGGCCAUGCCAGCACCACCCCGCAGCAUAAAGUCCACACACCACCGCAGCCCAAGCACAUUCGCAUCGUCGCGCAGCCGCCGGAGCAGCCCAAGAAGCCCGUGACGGUCACAGUUCGCGUCAACGGCGUGCCCGUUGCGCGCGAGGUCGUGGGCGACGAAGAUAUUGUGUUUGACAUCCAAGCUCCGCAGCCGCCGCGCGCCGACUACGCCGCCGAGAUCGCCCGACUCCAGCGUCUCCAAGAGGCCCAAGAGGCGCUCGACCGCCGCCUGUGGCUUUCGCAAACUGGUAUCCCCCACCGCCCCACGCUCCACGAGGUUUCAUACAAUGCACAGCCCCGCGUCUAUUACAUGUACUAA